Molecule: messenger RNA, 2013 nt
Organism: Cryptococcus wingfieldii CBS 7118
Lineage: Eukaryota; Fungi; Basidiomycota; Tremellomycetes; Tremellales; Cryptococcaceae
Product: glyoxal oxidase
Exons: 5
Coding region: 1-2013 (670 amino acids)
Source: RefSeq, a predicted model, not a curated record
AUGACUUCCGUAAACUUGCUCUCCCUCCUCACCCUCACCCCCCUCCUCGCCAGCGCAUUCGCCCCCGCCGCUCCACCAUCAUUACUACCAAGGGAUGACGGCGUGACGCCACUCAGCUUUCGCGCUGCAGGUGAUACCGGUGUCUCGUCCCAGCAGAUGUUUUUGGGGAACGACAAGAAGGCGUAUGUCAUUGACAAGACGGAAAACAACCCCGUGACGAUAGACGGAGAGUAUGGCUCGCAUCCCGCUUGGGCCACCGAGUAUGAUAUCGAGACGAACGAGUACCGGGCGAUGGACGUCUACUCGAAUACAUUCUGUGCGGGUGGCAAUGUGAUGGGGAACGGAACCUGGGUCAUCUUUGGCGGCAACCAGCCCGUAACGACAAACGGUACAGCCGUCACCGACGCCGGCGUCUACUCUGACAACGACGGCGGUUCCGCCAUCCGCAUGAUCACCCCCUGCACCGACGAGCAAUGCGAGUACGUCCAAGGCGCCCAGUCUUACGACAGGUCGACCGGGACCGGCGGAUGGCUGCAGAUGACCGGCAAGAGAUGGUACCCCACCGUCGAGGCCCUGCCGGACGGAACGCUGAUCAUCAUCGGCGGCGACACGAACGGCGGCUACGUCAACACCAGAGAGCAAGACAACCCCACCUACGAGUUCUUCCCUCCCCAGGACGGCGACCCCGUCGACCUCCAGUUCCUCUCCGACACCCUGCCUUUGAACUUGUUCCCCCUCGUGUGGCUCAUGCCUUCGGGCAGGCUCUUCAUGCAGGCGUACAACACCACCAUCUUGUACGACUAUACGACCCGGGAGACGACCGACCUGCCCACCAUGCCCUACGCCGUCCGCGUCUACCCCGCGUCGGCGGCUACCGUCAUGCUCCCCCUCACCCCGGCCAACAACUAUACCGCCACCCUCCUCUUCUGCGGUGGAUCCAACACCACCCAGUGGGGGACCGACGGUACCGCCGGGUACAAUGUCACUGCCGUCCCUGCCGACCAGACGUGUGUCCGAAUCAGCCCCGAGGAUGACGACCCGCAGUAUGAGGACGAGGAUGACAUGCCCGAGGGCAGGAGUAUGGGACAGUUUGUGUUGUUGCCGGAUGGGACGAUGUGGAUGGGUAACGGUGUCAGCAUGGGAACUGCUGGUUACGGAAACGAGGGUUAUUCUCUCGGUCAAUCCUACGGCCAAGACCCGGUCUACAUGCCCGCCGUCUACAACGCCUCUGCCCCCUCUGGCCAACGCUGGAACCGAACCGGCCUCUCUGCCUCGGAGAACGAACGCAUGUACCACUCCACCGCCAUCCUUCUCCCCGACUCGUCCAUCCUCAUCGCAGGCUCCAACCCCAACAAGGACUUUACCAACCUCCAAUGGCGCACGAGGACCGACUCUGAAAAGUGGUACCCCUGGUACUACAACGAAGAGCGUCCCGCGCCUUCGGGGCUUCCUGCCAAUUUGACUUAUGGCGGGGAUUCGUUCAAUGUUACGUUGGCGGGUACGGAUGAGGGGGCUGCGCAGAAUACCAAGGCGGUCAUUAUCAGGGGCGGGUUCAACACCCAUGGAAUGGGUUUCGGCCAGCGUAUGCUCGAGUUGGAGACGUCGUACACGAUCGACGAGAAUACCGGCAACACCACCAUCCACGUCUCGCAGCUUCCCGGAGACCCUGGACCUACCAUCUUCCAGCCCGGGCCUGCUAUGAUCUUUAUCGUCGUUAACGGUGUUCCUUCCACCGGCGAGUUUUUGAUGGUCGGUAACGGUCAACUCGGCGACCAAACAACAACCACCAACGCCGCCCUCCCCUCAUCCACCGUCCUCGCCGUCUCCGCCUCCGCCUCCAACUCUGCCUCCGCCACCGACGCCGACUCGUCAUCCACCGCUACGGGCGGUACCUCCAACCAGUCCACGUCGGGCGCUGGCAAGACGGCUAGCGUUCGGUCGGCCGCCGUGGUUGGGGGGGUGAUGGGGUCGAUGGGCGUGGUGGGGUUGAGUGCUUUGGUUUUGCUUUUAUGA